Molecule: messenger RNA, 463 nt
Organism: Prorocentrum cordatum
Lineage: Eukaryota; Dinophyceae; Prorocentrales; Prorocentraceae
Source: the annotation of a GenBank genome assembly
CUCAAGCAGGGCACAGCCAUUGGCUGGAAUGAUGUUCGGGGACCGAUCGCGGCUUUGCAGGCGACGUUGAUCCAGGUCGGGUGGGAUCCACAGUCUCCGCUGGUUUGGUCUCGCCCGCUCUCGGACGGCACGAUCGACGAUUGGCUUUUCCCCAGCUUUGGUGAUGAGCAGUUCGGCACAGCAGUGAUGGCGCACUUCGAUGAUAUGAUUGGCGCUUUCAUGGAUGAUUGUAUUGCGCAGCAGUGGCAGGCAGCUUCUCAGCAUGUUGCAGGCGAGGACCUGGUUGACGGCGCCGACAUGACGACGGUGCGAAUCUAGCUGAAUCGCUUCGCCAAGCGCAUGCAGUUUGAGGAGUGGUCCGCCGACCUUGCAGUCGUGGGGGGCGGCCAGUGGACUCGUGAAAGGCAUAUUGCUGCAGGGUACGCCUGCCUGCCCGUGUGUCCCCGCUGUAAAGACAUGUCUG